AUGCCUGGGCCGAAGAAAAAAAGUACAUCCACUAAGUACGCCAGACAGAAGUUGAUCCAUGUGAGAAGCAUUGUAAAUUUUUACACCGAAGAACUGUCACGUAUAUCAACGGAUGCAGAUUUACUUCGAAGCCUGCUCAAGCGGAAAGACAUAACGGUUAAGGUCUGUGAGUACGCCUUCAAAGAGGUUGUUAUAGAUGGUAAUUUCUUCAUGUGUUUGAACAGUGAGUACUAUGCUAGCGGUAAUAUAUACGAGAUUGCACAGGUAUUGCACUGCAAGUUAGAUUAUAUUAAGAUGAGAAUAAAAGAACUGGCACGUAAAAAAACAUAUUCAUCCUACACAUAGAUUGUGGUGUAUUAGUAGUCGAUUUUACACCACAAUUUGAUCAAAUAUUUAACAUUGAGGAGCUUUUUAGUUCUGCAGGAGAGAAUAAAAAAUAUCAUUCACACCGGUAAAGAAACACGGGCGAGAGUUACAGAUAAAUUGUGAACUGUGAUAGAAAUUGAAAUAUUUGGUAAAUAAAGUGCUUUUUUGCUUA
Molecule: messenger RNA, 538 nt
Organism: Vavraia culicis subsp. floridensis
Lineage: Eukaryota; Fungi; Microsporidia; Pleistophoridae
Exons: 1
Coding region: 1-345 (114 amino acids)
Source: RefSeq, a predicted model, not a curated record